AUGGCGGAGCUCCUCCUGGGGGAGUCCAAGCUGGAGCAGUACCUGAAGGAGCGACCCCUGCGGCAGGGGGCCAGCCCCCGGGGACCCCGACCCCAGCUGACUGAGGUCCGCAAGCAUCUGACUGCCGCCCUGGACCGAGGGAACCUCAAGUCAGAAUUCCUACAGGAAUCCAACGUGCUCAUGGCCAAGGUGAACUACGUGGAAGGCGAGUACAAAGAGGCACUCAACAUCUACGCCCGGGUGGGCCUCGACGACUUGCCCCUGACCGCGGCCGCCCCCUACAGGUUGAGGAUGAUCGCCGAGGCCUAUGCUACCAAAGGACUUUGUUUAGAGAAGUUGCCUAUUUCCUCCUCCACCAGUAACCUCCACGUGGACCGGGAACAGGACGUCAUCACGUGUUACGAAAAAGCCGGGGACAUUGCCCUCCUGUAUCUCCAGGAGAUAGAAAGGGUAAUACUUACUAAUAUUCAGAACAGAAGCCCCAAGCCUGGCCCUGCUCCUCACGAUCAAGAACUAGGUUUUUUCCUAGAAACAGGACUCCAGAGAGCCCAUGUCCUCUAUUUCAAAAAUGGGAACCUGACCAGAGGCGUCGGACGGUUUAGAGAGAUCCUCAGAGCUGUCGAAACAAGGACGACUCAAAACNNNNACCAGACGAUCGCCAGGCAGCUGGCAGAGAUCUUGCUGCGGGGUAUGUGUGAGCAGAGCUACUGGAACCCCUUGGAGGACCCACCAGGCCAGUCGCCCCUGGACGACCCGCUCCGGAAAGGAGCAAACACGAAAACCUACACCCUGGCCCGAAGAGCACGCGUCUACUCAGGAGAGAACAUUUUUUGUCCUCAAGAAAAUACGGAGGAAGCCCUGUUGUUAUUGCUGAUUAGUGAAUCAAUGGCCAACCGGGACGCAGUCCUGAGCAGGAUUCCCGAGCACAGGAGUGACCGCCUCAUCAGCCUGCAGAGCGCAUCUGUGGUCUACGACUUGCUGACCAUCGCCCUGGGAAGAAGAGGCCAAUACGAGAUGCUGUCGGAGAGAUCGCCUUCUCUUGACCAGUCUGCUCGGGCCGUGAAGGUGCUGAAGGAGUGCAUCCGGCUGAAGCCCGACGAUGCCACCAUCCCACUCCUGGCCGCCAAGCUGUGCAUGGGCUCCCUUCACUGGCUGGAAGAGGCCGAAAGGUUUGCCAAAACGGUCGUCGACGUGGGAGAGAAAACGUCCGAGUUCAAGGCCAAAGGCUACUUAGCUCUGGGGCUCACGUACAGUCUGCAGGCCACUGAUGCUUCUCUACGAGGGACGCAGGAGGCCCUGCAGAGAAAGGCGCUUCUUGCAUUUCAGAGGGCCCACAACCUAUCGCCUACAGAUCACCAGGCCGCUUUCUACCUGGCUCUGCAGCUUGCCAUCUCCAGACAGAUUCCGGAGGCCCUGGGCUACGUCCGCCAGGCUCUUCAACUUCAGGGCGACGACGCCAACGCCCUGCACCUCCUGGCGCUCCUGCUGUCUGCACAGAAACAUCACCAGGACGCCCUGAGCAUCGUGGACAUGGCCCUCAGCGAAUACCCCGAGAACUUCAUACUACUGUUUUCCAAAGUGAAGCUGGAGUCGCUGUGCCGGGGCCCAGACGAGGCGCUGCUCACCUGUAAGCACAUGCUGCAGAUAUGGAAAUCCUGCUACAACCUCACCAACCCCAGAUUCCACCUCGCAGCCAUUGUACAGCCCGGCACACUGCUCUUGACUUCGGAAGGGGUUGACCAAGUGAGAGAUGGGUUCCCACCCCUCCAACUGCCCAGUGCAGACCUGAGGAACAGCCCGAGGAGGAGCCUUGGGGCUGGCCACACCCACCCACGCUGGUUAACUGAUGCAGCAGCAUCCGAUUCCUCCUCCUCCUCCUCCUCUUCUCUUCCAAGAACCGAGUCUCCUCUCCACCUGUUUGUGUCAUCUCAUCUCCACUCUCAUCCCAGACCCGAUACCUUUGUGUGGCCCCCUGCAGCUCACUCAGUCAGUGACCCAGGGCCCCGCCGGGAUCCCUCUCUCUGCAGCACUCCAGAAGCGUACUUUCAUGGUUUCCCCUCCCCUUUGUCAGUUAGCUCUCUCCACGCCACCUCCGUGGCGGCCUCUAGAGUGGAGCAGGCGCUGUCCGAGGUGGCCUCGUCCCUGCAGAGCAGCGCCCCCAAGCAGGGCCCACUGCACCCCUGGAUGACGCUGGCGCAGAUCUGGCUCCACGCAGCGGAAGUCUACAUCGGCAUCGGAAAGCCGGCGGAAGCCACAGCUUGCACCCAGGAAGCUGCCAACCUCUUCCCCAUGUCCCACAACGUCCUGUACAUGCGCGGCCAGGUGGCCGAGCUCCGCGGAAACAUCGACGAGGCCCGGCGGUGGUACGAAGAAGCCUUAUCCAUCAGCCCCACCCACGUCAAGAGCAUGCAGCGACUGGCGCUGAGCCUUCACCAGCUGGGCCGAUACAGCCUGGCAGAGAAGAUCCUACGGGACGCGGUCCAGGUGAACUCGACGGCCCACGAGGUCUGGAACGGGCUGGGCGAGGUCCUCCAGGCUCAGGGUAACAACACUGCGGCCACGGAGUGUUUCCUGACGGCCCUAGAGCUGGAGGCCAGCAGCCCCGCCGUGCCCUUCACCAUCAUCCCCCGGGUGCUCUGAGCCCAGCUCGGGGUGCCAGGGAUGUCCAGCUGCCCCCAGGGGUGACUGCCCCCCCGGGGGUGACUUGAGGGGCCACCGCUGUGGCCAGAGCCAAAGGUUCCGAUCGAUCGCCCACAAGGAACUAAGCACUAAGCAACCCAACCCCCAGGCAAUCAGCGCUCGCUCCACGUGCAUCUCUGCGUGUAGAAUCUCAGCCCCGUGAUAGUUCAAACCGACUGGCGUGAUUCAGAUCGGAUCAGGUACCAUAUUUUGUUAGCAGAGUUUUCAGUAAAAUGAUCAUGGAAUUAAUCAGCAACUGUAGAAGACUAUGUUCAAAGUUAACAUGCAGCGGCAGAACAGAUUAUUUUUAUCAAGAGCUGUAAAGAGAACUUCUCCCCAUCGCGGCUGCCCCGCCCCCUGGCCCAGAAACCAAUGUGAAUCUUCAUCUCCCACCUCGGUCAGUACCUGUCCGGACCAGGACGCCAGCUGACAAUUUCUUAGUUUUGUUGUUAUCAACAAUUGUACCCUGUGAUGAAUCCCCGCCCUCACUUAGAACAAAGUCCAAGAAUAUUUAUAUUUUGCCAAUAUAUGCCUGUUACCAGAGAAGGAACUAUGAGUUAUUUAAGUUUAACUUUUUUAUGUGAAUCCAGAGUUUAUUUAUCAAUGGAAAUAUGUACAAAGAAGCUUCAAAUGGAAUAUUUACCGACAUUCCUUAUACAUGACAGACACUUGGCUAAAUGGGAAGAUGAUGUUAAUAAUAAAAUGAUUUUUAAAUGGA
Messenger RNA from Echinops telfairi (small Madagascar hedgehog), 3397 nucleotides. It is a transcript of the gene TTC7B, whose product is annotated as tetratricopeptide repeat domain 7B. The transcript has 20 exons. Gene Ontology annotation, cellular component: plasma membrane. The record is from RefSeq and is a predicted model, not a curated record. NCBI's taxonomy places the organism in Eukaryota, Metazoa, Chordata, Mammalia, Afrosoricida, Tenrecidae. Gene Ontology annotation, biological process: protein localization to plasma membrane; phosphatidylinositol phosphate biosynthetic process. The coding region runs from base 1 to 2640 and encodes 879 amino acids. Gene Ontology annotation, molecular function: protein binding.